Eriocheir sinensis (Chinese mitten crab) is the source of this 1963-nucleotide messenger RNA. RefSeq lists its product as uncharacterized. The transcript has 3 exons. The record is from RefSeq and is a predicted model, not a curated record. Lineage: Eukaryota; Metazoa; Arthropoda; Malacostraca; Decapoda; Varunidae. Bases 677 to 1195 code for a protein of 172 amino acids.
UGCUCCAUUCCGUCCUCCACCUCCACUACCAGCACUUCCACUUCUAUAUUGCACCUCCUCCACCUCCUUCACUCUUCUCCACUUCUAUUCUCUCUUUCAUUUUAACUUUUUUUUUUGUCUUUUCUAUAAUUUGGUCAUUUUUACGCCUUUUCCUUUCUCAUCUUCCACUUGCUCCUUCUUCCAUUUCUCCACCUCUCUCUUCCUUUUCCUUCUCCACAAACCACCUCUCCAUUUUUUCAUAUUUUCCUCCUCCUUCCAUUCAUUCUUCUCCACCUUAUCCCCCUCCUUCAUUCACUUCUUCCUCUUCCUCUUCUUCCACAAACCACCUCUCCAUUUCUUCAUCUUUCCCCUUCUUCCAUUCAUUCUUCUCCACCUUCUUCUUCCUCUUCCUCUUCCUCAAACCACCUCUCCUAUCCCUGCAUCCACCUUCUUCCUCUUCCUCUUCCUCAAACUACCUCUUCUGUUCCUGCAUCCACCUUCUUCUUCCUCUUCCUCUUCCUCAAACCACUUCUUCUAUCCCUAUACAUCCUCUCUUUUUUCUUUCUCCUUUAUCCCUCAAUCACCUUCUACUCUUCUCCCUCUUCCAUUUCUGCAUCCUUCUCCUCCACUUGAACGCUCUCUCUUCUCAUCCACCCUUCACCACCACCUCCACCUCUUCCUCCUCCUCCUCUUCGCAAUGUCCGUGUCCCCGUUUGUGCUGUCCCGGCCUAUCUACGCACUCUCCAACGUGCUGUCCACCACUCUCAGCACGCGUGAUCCGGAGGGCGCCCCUGACACCCUGCUGGCCAUCAUUGAGUUUCUGGUUCCCGUUACCAUUCUGCUGGACAACUACUUGGAGCAAAUCUACAACGGGAAUGGCAGGAGCCUGGGGGAGGAGCAGGCCGGGGCGUACGCCGUGCUGGCGGGUCGGCUCAGCGCCCAGUUCGGCGUGGACGGCGCGGCGUGCCUGCAGCGCUUCGUGUGCGAGCUGCAGCAGCGGCCCAUACACGGCAGGACCAUGGCGGGGCGCAUGCUCACGAUGCUGCUCACGCCGAGAGUGAGGAGCAAGAGGGAUGCCACGCUGUUGACGGACUACUUGGCGGCGGGGCGUCUGGGGCAGCGCGGGGCGUACUGCGACCACCACUACGCCGCCUGCCCCUUCAGCGCCUUCCACUACUUCGACGACCUCAGGAACGCCACCGCCAGGCUCAGAUAAUGGAAGUGUAAUAGAGGGAAUAACAAGCCUUAGCAGUUUUUUUCUCAUUACCUUUUUUUCUUUCUCUUUUGCCGUUUAACUCCUUUACUGUAAAAAAAAAAGUUCCCCCUCUAUGCCUGAGACUAAGAAAUGAGCACCUUAUUUUUUUUGUCUUGCACUACACAAUGUAUCCUCAGUGUUCUCCAAGUCAAAAUUGUAUUACACUGAAUGUAUCCUCAGUGUUCUCUAAGUCAAAAUUGUAUUACACUGAAUGUAUCCUCAGUGUUCUCUUGUCAAAAUUGUAUUACACUGAAUGUAUCCUCAGUGUUCUCUAAGUCAAAAUUGUAUUACACUGAAUGUAUCCUCACUGUUCUCUUGUCAAAAUUGUAUUACACUGAAUGUAUCCUCAGUGUUCUCUAAGUCAAAAUUGUAUUACACUGAAUGUAUCCUCAGUGUUCUCUAAGUCAAAAUUGUAUUACACUGAAUGUAUCCUCAGUGUUCUCUUGUCAAAAUUGUAUUACACUGAAUGUAUCCUCACUGUUCUCUUGUCAAAAUUGUAUUACACUGAAUGUAUCCUCAGUGUUCUCUAAGUCAAAAUUGUAUUACACUGAAUGUAUCCUCAGUGUUCUCUUGUCAAAAUUGUAUUACACUGAAUGUAUCCUCAGUGUUCUCUAAGUCAAAAUUGUAUUACACUGAAUGUAUCCUCAGUGUUCUCUUGUCAAAAUUGUAUUACACUGAAUGUAUCCUCACUGUUCUCUUGUCAAAAUUGUAUUACACUGAAUGUAUCCU